AUGGCAGCCACAGCGGCGGGUGAGAACAGCAGGUUAACUGGGGUGAGAAAGAAGGGGCAUGGCAAGUUCGCCGCAGCUAUCAAGCACCCGGUGACGAAGACGCUGUUGUGGCUGCGGACGUACCAGUCCCCCGAGGUCGCCACAUGUGCGUACGACCUCGCAGCACGGGAGCUGAAAGGCGCAAAGGCAAAGCUCAACUUUCCCUACCCUCCGCCGGCCAGACUGAUUAAGGAGGUGAUAUCUACACCGAGGCACCGCAGCCACGGUCAUGACACACUGCUCUUUCAGGUCGUUAUGUUGCCACCAGACCCCACAGCACCGCCUCCACCGCCGCCCAAGCUGGCAGUUUACUUUCCCUUCCCCUUUGAAGUGCCGGCCAGCGACACCCCACCGGUGCCAGCAUAUCCUUUCCGGCACAUGCCGCUUCCGGCACGAGCACGUCUCGGCCUGCAGCCGACGCACAUGCAUGCACCUGCUCCACAGCCACAACAGCCGAUCCGACGGAUGCAGAUCGUGGCGCAGGCGGAAAGCUGCUUAAGCUCCUCAUGUGAACCCCGAGGGGCUCCGUCUCGCCACCUGGUGUUCAAGAAACCCAAGUUGUUCGUCGUUCCCGUCACUCCUAGUGCUCCAACAGAAGGGACUGAUGAUAAUUUCACCAAGCCGUGGUAUUUCCCCGGUUCUCCUACUGUUUAG
This is a messenger RNA of Triticum dicoccoides, 693 nucleotides long. RefSeq names its product ethylene-responsive transcription factor ABI4-like. The coding region runs from base 1 to 693 and encodes 230 amino acids. Gene Ontology annotation, biological process: regulation of DNA-templated transcription. The transcript is spliced from 3 exons. NCBI's taxonomy places the organism in Eukaryota, Viridiplantae, Streptophyta, Magnoliopsida, Poales, Poaceae. Gene Ontology annotation, molecular function: DNA-binding transcription factor activity; DNA binding. The record is from RefSeq and is a predicted model, not a curated record.